Molecule: messenger RNA, 3265 nt
Organism: Tetranychus urticae (two-spotted spider mite)
Lineage: Eukaryota; Metazoa; Arthropoda; Arachnida; Trombidiformes; Tetranychidae
Source: RefSeq, a predicted model, not a curated record
UUACCUAAAUCGCAACCAUCCACAAUGAAACUAAAGAUUAAAAUCAAUCUCAACUUUUUUGUUUUUCUUUGUUUUCUUUACUUAAUUGACUCAAUUCAUUGUGCUGAUUUUAAAUGCCCUGAAAGAGGUGAAGUCGGUGGAUUAAAAGUUCCAAAUGUUCUCAGUUUGAUUGAUAAACAAACAGGUUAUCAUGCUUCAGUUGAAAUUACUAAUCCACUCUAUUAUAACGCUAUGGCCGAUGAUUAUUAUGAUGGGGAAAACGAUGUUGGGUUCGUUGACUACAAAGCAAAGAUUCAAGAUAAAGUGAAUCGACGUUAUUAUUAUCACGCAACAGAGGAAAAGAUUGCAGUUCAAGGAAAUACAUGUGAAAGGUUGGACUUAACUAAGGACGAGAAAAUCAAAUCGAUCAAAGAGUGGUUUGAACCAAAAUUCAUUGUCGACUAUUCAGAUAUAUUUCAAGAUUUGUCUCAUUUAGGACCAACAGUGUUGAUGAUUUAUGCCAACAACAUUAGUGACAAAGCUUCAUUCGUAGGAUCCGAACUGGUUGAUGGUCGUACUGUUAAUCACUGGUUUUAUUGUACCAAUCCUAAUGGACCUUACAUUGACUUUUACUUUGAUGUUAAGACCUCAUUGCCUCAUCGGUUCUCACUGUAUUAUCCUGAAUGGAUUGUAGCUCGAGAAGGCAUGCAGCAAGCGGAUAAAGAUUCAAAAUAUGUUUACAAUUUUUUAAUGUUCAAACCGCUGGUCAUAUCAGCGACUGAUCCAGUUCCUUAUCCAUUGGGUUAUGGAUGUGCUCGCAAAGGCACUCGUCCAUCUACUCCAUUACCAGAUUUCGGUCAAUUUAGAGAGUUUACUAUGGAUAUGGAAGCAGUAAUCACAUAUUCCAAUGUUGAUCCUAUCAAGUCAACUGCUCGAGUAAUGAAACGAGGCGAUGUUAUUUCAUACGAAAUUAAAGAAGGAACUGAUUUCGUGCAUUCCAUUGAAAUGUCUCCUCCUUUAGGGCGAUUCCAAGUAGAUAGACGCACUGGUCGAUGUCAUUAUUAUACAUCAGAUUAUUCUGAUGAUGUUACACUCAUCACUCGUUGGCCUUUUCAUCAAGAUCGUGGCUUCAAUCUAUUGUAUUAUCUGGUAAUGAAACCAACUCAAGAUUAUGCACCGACUUUUAUUGCUGAAAUACCUUUAGGAUCUCUUCGAGUGGAGGAAUACAGAGCAGCUAACUUCUUCUCGAAUAGAGUCGAUGCCAUUGUUGACUAUUAUUAUACAAAGAAUGUCAGUUUUUAUGUUCCAAGUAAAGUCAUAUUUACCGCAGAUCGAAGGGAUGAUAUUGGUUCUGAUAUUCCAACACAAGUUGAAGUAACUAUAAUUAAUUACCAAGAAAGGAACAUUGAUUAUAAAGAUCAAUUCGAUGUUUCUGGUUGUUAUGAAGAACCUGGAAACUAUACUUGGUUUCAACUUCUCUUUUCAGAUCCUACGGUGAGUGAAAAAUAUAUGCCGAUGGUAAAGGAAUCGGCAGAAGAAGCCUUGAUUUCAUUCAUUCCAAUAACUCGAAUUGGUGAGAUUCAUGCAAAAAAAAUUGAUUCUAAUACAUAUGUAACUGUUAAGCUUUAUGAUCGAGUACAUUUCAUUGAUGCUUAUCGUAGUUGGAAUCAAUAUAAAAUUAUUAAUCCUUCAAAUGUUGUAAAAAGAUUCAAAGUCGAAGACUGUGAACAACUGUGCACAGCAAAUGCCGACUGUCAUGAUUUUAGUUAUUGUGACGAUUAUGAUUGUUCAAUUUCUACUCGUGAUUAUUAUUAUGUCGAGAGAGAGUACAAACAAGGUUGCACAUAUUAUUCUAGAUCUGAAACGGAGGUAACUCCACUCGUUAAUAAAAAUUAUCUUUCAACCACGUCUCACAUAUUACAACAAAUAAGUGAUAAAGUCGCAGCAGGCGAAUUUCGUUUAAUUGGUUCCGGCAUCACAGCUGAAGAUUUGUUCAUUGUGAAUGGACCUGAAGAGAUUGGUGACAUUUCACAGGAACUGUAUAGACGUGGUUCCAGACCCUUAAGAGGUGAAGAUUUUCCGAUGUUCCAAACUGAUCGCCAUUUCAAGGAAGCACAAUUUACGAUCCAGAAAAGUACUCUUCAAAAUUGUUUCCAGGCUUGUUUAAAUGAUGAUGAUUGUAAUACACUUUCAUAUUGUGUUGACCAGAAUAAGGAAUGCAUUCUGAGUGGAGAAACAUCGAGUUCAUUGAAAGAUUCCCUUGAUGACAAAACAAGCCAUGCAGAUGGAUGCAACAUCUAUCAAAAAUCAUUUAUAAAUCUAUUCCAUGAGUAUCCUGGAAAAAGUCUAGUUUUGGAUGCUGUCUCAACCAUAUCUGAUGUACCAAUUGGUGAUUGUGCUAAAAGAUGCGCUCAAUCAAGUGACUUCAAUUGUGAAUCAUUUGAUUAUUGCCAAGAUAAUUAUCAAAGAAAUGAAUCUGUUUGCUUCUUACAUAUCUACCACAUUGCGUUAGAUAAAACUCAUCAAAUAAAUGCGACAAACUGGAAGGUGGCUGAAGCUGGAUGUUCCCAUUACUCAAAAAAAUCUGAACUUGAUUAUGAGCAUAAAGUUGGACUUGCACUGAAGGAUAAUGUGAAAGAGUCAAUUGUUGGGACCUUUGACCAUUUAUCACUAGAAGACUGUGCUUCCAAAUGCAAUUCAGAUCCUAAUUGUUUUACUCUCGAGUUUUGUGAAACAAUUGAUUAUAAUCAAGUUUCCGAUAGAAGUGUUUCAUUAACGAGUUGUUCAUUGACAAACUUGAAACCAAAAAAUGUUAAUCAACCUGGACUAUUUGAAGGGCCAAAAAGCACCAACAAAAUUUGCUCAAUUUACGUAAAUCACAAGAAGAUUACAGGAAAAAGUAAAGUUGAUCCACAGCCAUCUGAAUUAAUAAUAUCAACACCAAAGAAAUCAAGCGAUUCUAAUUUAGCAACCGGAUUGGGGGCAGUCGUAUUCAUAUUGGCUUUUGCUGGUGGAUUCAUUGGAUUUAAAUUUGCUGCUAAAAAAGGAAUCAUUUCAUAGAUGCCAAAAAUGAACAUUAUCAGAGGAAAACUGAAAAUGAAUCUUUACGAUUAAUUCAAUCAUAAUCAAUAUGAUACACUUAUGUAAUAUAUUAUGUAGUUUAUUUUGUAUUAUUACACGUGUAAUAUGAUCUUUACUGAUAUACACUUGUUCUACAUAUGUUUGGAAAAAUUCUCAUGACUUUCAAUCCAAAUUAUUCACUAAAUUAUCUUGAUUAUUUGAUUUA